Messenger RNA from Elgaria multicarinata webbii, 786 nucleotides. It is a transcript of the gene MEOX1, whose product is annotated as mesenchyme homeobox 1. The record is from RefSeq and is a predicted model, not a curated record. Gene Ontology annotation, molecular function: RNA polymerase II cis-regulatory region sequence-specific DNA binding; DNA-binding transcription factor activity, RNA polymerase II-specific. The transcript is spliced from 3 exons. Gene Ontology annotation, cellular component: nucleus. NCBI's taxonomy places the organism in Eukaryota, Metazoa, Chordata, Lepidosauria, Squamata, Anguidae. Gene Ontology annotation, biological process: positive regulation of transcription by RNA polymerase II; somite development. The coding region runs from base 1 to 786 and encodes 261 amino acids.
AUGGAUUCACCUGCUGGCAGUAGCUGCAUGAGGAAUCCUCACCCAACUGCUGCACUCUGGGGGUGCAUCCGCAACCACCAUGCUGAGGCCGGAGGUACCGCUGGGCCGCACCAUUACCCACAAGCCCCCUUUUCGUUCCACCACAAGCCAGACUUGGGCAUUUAUUCGGACUUUCCCACCUCCUGCCUGGCUGCCGCCCCCCAAAGCCUGUCCCGGGACGAACACGCUUUUGAAGAGCAUCACAGCUCCUUCCAGUGCCAGAUGCCUGCCUGGCCUUUUACCGCAUCGGAGGGCCGAAGGCGGCUGCCCGCCGAGUUGGUUUUGGGAUUAGGAGGCUCCGAGAGCGGCAGCCCAAAUGUGGUGGAUGCCCCGGUUUGCACAAGUGAAGAUUACGUCCGGGCAGGAGGGAAUGCAGCAAGCGAAGUGGAGAGAAAAACAUCCCGAAGGAAACGGGGAAAUGCAGAGAGCCAGGAUGCCGGCAGCAGCGGCUCCGCCUCAACCACCUCAAAAGCAGAAGCCAACAGUGCCAAAGCGCGGAAGGAGCGCACCGCUUUCACCAAGGACCAGCUGCGGGAGCUGGAGGCAGAAUUUGCACACCACAACUACCUGACGCGGCUCCGGAGAUACGAGAUUGCGGUGAACCUUGACUUGACGGAAAGACAGGUCAAAGUCUGGUUCCAGAACCGCAGGAUGAAAUGGAAGCGUGUGAAGGGUGGGCAGCCGGCGUCACCCCAGGACCACGUCAUGGAGGAUGUGGACUCUGCAGCCUCCCCAAGUUCAGAAUAG